Saccoglossus kowalevskii is the source of this 587-nucleotide messenger RNA. RefSeq names its product histone H2A-like. Gene Ontology annotation, cellular component: nucleosome. Gene Ontology annotation, molecular function: DNA binding; protein heterodimerization activity; structural constituent of chromatin. The record is from RefSeq and is a predicted model, not a curated record. NCBI's taxonomy places the organism in Eukaryota, Metazoa, Hemichordata, Enteropneusta, Harrimaniidae.
CUGGUAAUUCAAUAUGUCUGGUCGUGGUAAAGGAGGCAAAGCAAAGGGAAAGUCCAAGACUCGGUCCAACCGUGCUGGUCUUCAGUUUCCAGUUGGUCGUGUACAUCGUUUUCUGAGAAAGGGCAACUACGCAGAGCGUGUCGGUGCCGGUGCUCCAGUCUACUUGGCUGCCGUACUCGAGUACUUAGCCGCUGAAAUCCUCGAAUUGGCCGGUAACGCCGCCCGUGACAACAAGAAGUCGAGAAUUAUCCCCCGUCACUUGCAGUUGGCUGUUCGUAAUGAUGAGGAAUUGAACAAACUGAUGUCUGGUGUGACCAUCGCACAAGGUGGUGUACUGCCUAACAUCCAGGCUGUACUUCUGCCCAAGAAAUCCCACGCCAAAUCCAAGUAAAUCGUAUGCCUAGCGUACACAAAUCAAACGGCCCUUUUUAGGGCCACCACAUCCUCCAAAAAGAGAACUACCGUUACUAGUAAAUGUUGUGUGUAUAUUGGGUUUUUGGCGGGAGUGUAAAUAAUAUUAAAAAUAUAAAUUAAAAAAAUGGUAGUUACACACGAUGUCAAUUUAUUUGUGUUCGUGAAAGACUAAA